Molecule: messenger RNA, 2984 nt
Organism: Cataglyphis hispanica
Lineage: Eukaryota; Metazoa; Arthropoda; Insecta; Hymenoptera; Formicidae
Gene: Mgat1
Product: alpha-1,3-mannosyl-glycoprotein 2-beta-N-acetylglucosaminyltransferase
Exons: 12
Coding region: 1013-2476 (487 amino acids)
Biological process (GO): protein N-linked glycosylation
Cellular component (GO): Golgi apparatus
Molecular function (GO): alpha-1,3-mannosylglycoprotein 2-beta-N-acetylglucosaminyltransferase activity
Source: RefSeq, a predicted model, not a curated record
AGUCAUGCAAAGUAAAUGAGAUUAGUAUCGACAUUCGCGCGUUGAAGGGAGGAAAGAAUCGUAAUUGAAUCUCGAGCCAAUUUCUUAUCAAUCUCACGUAUCCGUUGAUUGAUAUCAAUUGAUAUCGGUGGCGCGCGUUUAGCAUCGAACCGCGCGCCUGCUAAUCGCGCAGAUUAUCGUAUCGAAAUAUCGUGAUCAUAUCGGACAACGGCAACCGAUUUAACGAUAAAGGAUGAUAAAAAACGUUAUUCUAUGCAGCAGCCACGCGAUCAUUAUGUCGGCUUAUUAUCGCGGAUCGCAAAUACCGCCGCGACAAUAGAAGACGCGGAUUGCACAUAAGAUUCGUUUACGCUUGAAUUUGACAGCUGCUGUAUCUGCAACGCAAAGCCUCGUUUAUCGUUCAAGAACUGCGGAUACACGAAAAUAAGUCGCGGCGAUCUCACGUAAUUUUAUUAUUAACAAAUAGUGAAUCAAGUUAGUUCAAAUAUUGCUCCACAUUGCUUCCUGUAUUAUAAUGGUAACCUUGUUAUUUUGUCGCAAAAUGUCAUUAGUCGCCACGUGAUUGAUCGUGCCUCACAAAAUUUUUCACGUUAAGAUUCGUCCUUAUCGUCAUCAUGUGAGAAACGACCGAGUGAUUGAUUAUUUUUUCAGUGAUAUCUGUGUAUUAUUGAUAAUCGUUGGAGUGACCUACAUAUGUUAGGCGAAAUCUCAUUGUUUUUCCGCUCGCAUAACGCACAGUCUUUGUCCACGUGAGAAACGUGAAUAAUGCAUUUUGUCAUGUUUUUUGCUACGAUGCAUUUUCUAAUUCUGUAUUUCCUUUGAGCAACAUGGUAUGGAGUGCGACACUUUCCUGUGAUUUACGAUUGCUAUUUCGGAUUUACGGGCACGAUAUGAUCAAUACAUAAGAGAUAAAACACUUUGAAGACAAUUAUUAGGGAUCCAUGUAUAAUAAAUAUAUACUGACGUGCACUGCAGCGUGUGGAAUCCUUCUAAGGUGACACUUGGUUUUGUCAUGCGGAAUAGAUCAGUCAGUAUAAUUUUUGGGUCCCUUAUCUUAUGGGCUGUUGCUACAUACUUUUUGUUUUUGGAUCAACAAUCAGUUGGCAAAGAUCAGGAUAAGGAUAAACUGUCAAAUCAAAUUAGCAAAUUGGAAAAACAAGUAAGACAACAGAUAAUUAUAAAUCAGGAGCUUCUUCAAGGAAUCAAUGAGAGUAAACGUCGUAAGAAAUACGAAAAAUCAAAUGCUGCCCAAUUAUCAAUAACUAAGAUUGAGACAGACAAAAAACAUGAAGUCAACAAAUUUGACAGCAUCUUAUUGCAAAAGAUUGAGAAUAACAUUGAUCAGAGAAACUCUAAAAAUGAACAGAAGUCAACACAUGAUACCAUCUUAUCUACAGAGGCAAGUCACGAAAGUACUACUCUAAAACAAAAACUACCUGAUGGAUCUCCAAUAAUAGCUGUUUUAGUUGUUUCUUGUAAUCGUAUUACAGUAGACCGGUGUUUAAAUCAAUUAAUAAAAUUGAGACCUAGUAAAGAACAAUUUCCAAUAGUUGUAUCGCAAGACUGUGAUCAUCGACAAACUGCUGAUGUCAUAGCGAGAUAUGGAAACCAGUUACUACAUAUAAAGCAACCUGAUCAAUCUGAUAUUGAAAUACCACCCAAAGAAAAAAAAUUCAGGGGAUACUUUAAAAUUGCACGUCAUUAUAAAUGGGCGUUAAAUCAAGUAUUUGUAAAGCUUGGAUAUAGUACUGCAAUUAUUGUUGAAGAUGACUUGGACAUUGCUCCAGACUUUUAUGAGUACUUCCUGGGGACUUAUCCCCUAUUAGUAAAUGAUAGCUCUCUAUGGUGUGUGUCUGCAUGGAAUGAUAAUGGUAAAGCUGGCUUGGUGGAUGAACAUGCGCCACAUUUACUUUAUAGAACAGAUUUCUUUCCUGGCUUGGGUUGGAUGCUCACACGCGAUUUAUGGUUGGAGCUUGCAUCAAAAUGGCCAAAAUCAUAUUGGGAUGAUUGGAUAAGGCAACCUGAACAGCGAAAGAAUAGAGCUUGCAUCCGCCCAGAAAUAUCGCGAACCAGGACAUUUGGCAAACUUGGAGUUAGCAAUGGCUUAUUCUUUGAAAAACAUUUAAAAUACAUCAAGCUUAAUGAACAAUUUGUGCCUUUUACCAAGAUGAAUCUAUCCUACUUGCUAAAAGAUAAUUACGAUAUAGCUUUCGUCAACCAAGUGUAUCAGUCAACAGUCGUUAGCUAUACAGAAUUGAAAAGUGGGAACAUAGUUGCUCCCGGUCCAGUACGGAUACCCUAUUACACUCGUCAAUCGUUUAAAAAUACCACCAAAUUGCUUGGUUUAAUGGACGAUUUCAGGAGCGGUGUACCUAGAUCUGGAUAUCGUGGCGUGGUGACGUUUUUCUAUAAUGGGAGGCGUGUGCAUUUAGCGCCAAGUGCAAACUGGAGUGGUUACGAUAUUACAUGGAGCUAACACAUAAUAAUGCUUUACAGAGACUUGUAGAUUGCAUAAGAAUAUUGUGCAUUUCUUUUUUCAUAUUCAAUGGAUUAAGUGAAUAUAUUGGUUGAGAUUAAGUGACAAUGAAACAUGUAUUUACGACUAUAACAUACUGCUGUGUACUCCUCAGAAUUACAGCCGAUAUUAUAAUUUUCGUAUGAUCCGUUUUAGAUGAUCUUUCUUGUAGAAAGUGCGACAUAUAUAUAUAUAUAUAUAUUUACAUAUUACGUAUAUAUAUUUUUCAAAAAUUAUAUCCAUUGUUUUUUGAACGACUGAUAAAGAGAAUUAUUGUCAAUGUAAAAUUGAUCAUGCCUCAUGUAUAUAAAAUGCUGCAGUAAUAUUGACAAAGCAAUACUAUUUUGAUUAGUUACUAGGUAUCUUCCAAAAUAAGAAUGUGUUGAUAUUUUUGCUCAUUUUAUGAUGAUUAGUUUUGUUAUAGUUAUAUGACAUAAAAUAAUGAAAAAAUUUUAUUGAAAAACUCAAA